This is a messenger RNA of Entrophospora candida, 144 nucleotides long. NCBI's taxonomy places the organism in Eukaryota, Fungi, Glomeromycota, Glomeromycetes, Entrophosporales, Entrophosporaceae. The record is from the annotation of a GenBank genome assembly.
AAAGAAAAUAGGAUUGCAAAAAUUAUAAAAGAUGCAGUGAAUGAUGCAUUUGCAAGACAAAGGAUUGAAGAAAUAUCAGUAUCAAAACUUUCACAAGCAAUGAUUAUGAAAAUUGAGAGCAAAAUUGGUAUAUGUGAGAUAAGA